AUGUUACGAUGCGAAACUUGCACUGCGACAUUUAUCACAGAAGCAUCACUUCGAUCACAUCGCGAAACUCAUCAAUUCGAUGCUGGAAAUACUUUAGAUAAGUUGAAAUUCUCUAAAAGAACAGUUUAUGGAAUUCCUCUGAAUGCUAUAGUUUACAUUUGUCGUCUGUGCUGCUUAGCUUAUGAAAAUAGGUUGAUUUAUCAAAAACAUAUGCAUGCACAUGGCUCCCUUUUGAGCUGUUCGUAUUGUUCGACAGUUGUAUUUAAUACCACUGCAAUGAAAAUCCAUGAGUCGCUGCAUGUGGAUCCUCAUCCUACAAAACGACUAAUAUAUAUUUGUUCGAUUUGUGUGACAACAUUUUCUAAUGAAGAGCGCCUUUACCAUCACAUGCAAAAAAUGCAUGGACAAUGUUUGUUAUAUUUUUGUAAAAUAUGUGAUCUUGCUACCACCGACGGACAAACUGUUUUUUGUCAUAUAUCCAGUAAGCAAUGCAAAAAUGAGCGGCUUAGUUCAUCCAAUCAUAUGGGUUUCACUGCGGCAUGUAUGUUUCAUUUUCAACCGGUUGAUCCACAACAGUAUGAAUUUCAACGAAAUAAUGGAAUACUGCCUGUAAUUAUACCGUCUGAAUGUGUUCAUCGAUCAUUUUUAUCUCAGAACAACUCUGAUCUUUUUUUUAUAACUUGCACCACAUGCAAAUCUUUGAUGAAUUAUGGGCGAUUUCAAGCUGAAAAUCAGGCUUUAUGCUCUAAAUUUCCGACCACUUUAAAUCGAGCAGCUGACGAUAACAGUGACACAAUCCGCAUUCUUAAUACAGUUUGGGAAGGUCGAAAUGAUCAUUUAUUACCAGUGUUGCAGUCAACUGUGUCCAUGAAUGAAAAUAUGAAGUACCUUAUAAAGCCAUCUUCUUCAGUAAUACCUUUGACCAGCGCCAGUGAAUCCCCUGCUUAUUUUGCACAAUCUGUCUGUGAUGCACAAAGUCAAUUAAACAUAAAUGAUCAAAGUACGACUGUUAAUUCAAGCUCACCUUCUGUAGUACAUUGUAUCUGGUUGAAAAUAAAUGAAUUUAAGAAAAAAUUCCAUAAGAAUAAAGAAUAUAAGAAUAUUCUUUCGGUUGAACCAGAUAUGGUGGAUCAAAGAAGAUUUAUAACGUCAACUAUGAGGGAUGAAAUAGCUCCAGCAAUUUCCGCGAUAAAUAUUCCAACAGAUAUUUCUCAGAAUUCUCCUCCAACACAUUAUUGUACUCAGCAACUGCUAUCUGGUGCACCCAACGCAAAUAUUCAAAAUAAUACCACUCUUCUAUCUUUUUUACCUCCAGUUCCACUGACUGGAUCAUCUUCCUUCACUCGACAUCCUCCUUUACCGUUGUGUUCAUCAGUUUCACCUACAGAAGCUUCAGUUUUAAUGCAGCAAAAUUUUGAGAAUAAUUCCUCUUUCAGUUCAGCCAAUAGUUCUGAAUUUCAGCAGAGUGAAGUUUUCACUUACUGGUUAGAAGUAGUAAGGAACGGAAAAAAUAAAGAUUAUAAAGAUUAG
Messenger RNA from Dracunculus medinensis (Guinea worm), 1530 nucleotides. The record is from the annotation of a GenBank genome assembly. Lineage: Eukaryota; Metazoa; Nematoda; Chromadorea; Rhabditida; Dracunculidae.